This is a messenger RNA of Plodia interpunctella (Indianmeal moth), 1553 nucleotides long. RefSeq names its product Krueppel homolog 1-like (gene Kr-h1). Lineage: Eukaryota; Metazoa; Arthropoda; Insecta; Lepidoptera; Pyralidae. Gene Ontology annotation, biological process: regulation of DNA-templated transcription. Gene Ontology annotation, molecular function: DNA-binding transcription factor activity, RNA polymerase II-specific; RNA polymerase II cis-regulatory region sequence-specific DNA binding. The coding region runs from base 153 to 1199 and encodes 348 amino acids. The record is from RefSeq and is a predicted model, not a curated record. The transcript has 2 exons.
CAUCGUUGCGCCGCAUCGCAUUCAGCCUCGGGUCGCCGCCGGUUGAGCGCGCGUUUUGUUAUAUCACAAACUCCGUGCGCAACCUACAUCAACAAUAAAGCCAUUAGUCCUACAUUGCUUGAGAAAGUGAUCAAUCAUUAUCAUCGUGGAACAUGAUAGGUGACGAAGAACGGGUUCAUCAGUGCGGUGAUUGCGGCUUGACACUCUCUACCCGGAGUGCUCUAACGGCUCACGCACGCUCCCACCGUGUUGCUGCUGAUGCUCAUCGAUGUGAUGUAUGUCACAAAACUUUUGCUGUUCCUGCGAGAUUAGUCCGGCAUUAUAGAACUCAUACCGGUGAGCGACCCUUUGAAUGUGAGUACUGCCACAAGAUGUUUAGUGUCAAAGAGAAUCUUCAAGUACACCGUCGUAUUCAUACGAAAGAGAGACCGUAUCGCUGUAACGUCUGCGACGCAGCCUUUGAACAUUCGGGAAAGCUUCACCGACAUGCUCGAAUUCAUACUGGUGAACGUCCUCAUGCUUGCCCACAUUGUGACAAGACAUUUAUCCAGUCUGGUCAGUUAGUUAUUCAUCUACGAACACACACUGGAGAAAAGCCUUAUCGGUGCCCUGCACCUGGAUGUGGAAAAGGAUUUACUUGCUCAAAGCAAUUAAAAGUGCAUUCUCGAACCCACACAGGCGAACGGCCUUAUACUUGUGAUAUUUGCCUUCGAGAUUUUGGAUAUAAUCAUGUGUUAAAACUGCAUCGUUUUCAACAUUAUGGUGAACGUUGCUAUCGUUGCACAGUAUGCGAUGGAACAUUUAACACUAAAAAACAAAUGGAGGCACAUAUUUAUAAAGAGCAUGGUGCUGAAACUCCUCGCACACAAACAUUACAGUCAUCAGUGCCAAUUGUAGUGAAUGGUAACGUAAUGUGCGAUUUAGUAGAAGCCGCUCUUCAACAAUUGCCUCCAACACCACCUAGUUCUCCGCCUUCUCCGCAAUGUCAGAGUGCACCGAUUGCUGUUGCUGCUCCGUCGUCUCUAUCUCCGAUACCUUUACCUAGUCAAGCUCCGACUCCUUCGCAGUAUAUAUCCGUACAUUCUACAUUACCACCGCGAAAGCGCAAGUUUAUACCUCAGCCUGAGCCGGCACCUGUGCCAGUCGUGCGACAUACUUCUGUUAUACAAUUUGCACCUGCAGUGGUCGAUGCAUCCUAGCUAGCUUUAAGAAUAAUAUUAUAGUGUAAUGAUAUUCAAUAAUAUGUACUAAGUAUUUAAUAAAGAACGUGCUUUUAUGCUAAUUUUAUUGUUGAUGAUGUGCAAACUUUGUAGUAGGUACCUAGUUACAGCAUCGUUCGUAGCGUGAUUUAUUUUGUUAUUCUUUCAUUUAUAGGGUUGCGAGUAGGCUAAGUCUUUUUUAUUUAAGUGUAGUUUAGUUAAUAAGUACAUAGGUAUUAAUAGAAAAAUAAUUAACAUUUAAAAGACUUCGUAUAAGCAGCAUUUGUGCCGUCGUUGUAAUUUUUAUAUUCAUCUACAAUAAUGUACUUUCCUAUUAAAUAAUAUAAUGAAGGA